CUGAGCUGCAGCCAAAGGAGCCUCUGUUAGAGGAGGGCUGGCUGGGGCCACUGCGGGGCAGACAGACAGAGGGCCCUAAUGGAGGAGCUGGUAGGGCUGCGCGAGGGCUCCCCAGGAAACCCCGUGACUCUUCAGGAGCUGUGGGGCCCGUGUCCCCGCAUCCGCAGAGGCAUCCACGGUGGCCUGGAAUGGCUGAAGCAGAAGCUGUUCCACGUGGGUGAGGACUGGUACUUCCUGGCGGCCCUUGGGGUGCUCAUGGCCCUGAUCAGCUACACCAUGAGCUUCGCUGUCGGGCGUGUGGUCCAAGCGCACAAAUGGCUGUACCGGGAGAUUGGGGACAGCCACCUGCUCCGGUACCUCUCCUGGACAGUGUAUCCCAUGGCGCUCGCCUCCUUCUCCUCCGGCUUCUCUCAGAGCAUCACGCCUUUCUCUGGAGGUUCUGGAAUCCCGGAGCUGAAGACCAUCUUGUCAGGUGUGGUGUUGGAGGACUACUUGGAUAUCAAGAACUUUGGGGCCAAAGUGGUGGGCCUCACGUGCACCCUGGCCACCGGCAGUACCAUUUUCCUGGGCAAAGUGGGCCCCUUUGUGCACCUGUCUGUGAUGAUCGCUGCCUACCUGGGCCGCGUGCGCACCAAGGCCAUUGGGGAGUCCGAGAACAAGAGCAAGCAAAACGAGAUGCUGGUGGCUGCGGCGGCGGUGGGCGUGGCCACAGUCUUUGCCGCCCCCUUUAGCGGCGUCCUGUUCAGCGUCGAGGUCAUGUCCUCCCACUUCUCUGUGCGGGACUACUGGAGGGGCUUCUUCGCUGCCGCCUGUGGGGCCUUCAUGUUCCGCCUCCUGGCUGUCUUCAACAGCGAGCAAGAGACCAUCACCUCCCUCUACAAGACCACUUUUCGGGUUGACGUCCCCUUCGACCUGCCAGAGAUCUUCUUUUUUGUGGUGCUGGGGGCCAUCUGUGGCAUCCUGAGCUGUGCUUACCUCUUCUGCCAGCGAACGUUCCUCAGCUUUGUCAAGACCAAUCUGGUCAUCUCCAAACUGCUGGCCACCAGCAAGCCUCUGUAUUCCGCGCUGGCCGCCCUGGUUCUCGCCUCCAUCACCUACCCGCCCGGUGUGGGCCGCUUCAUGGCCUCUCGGCUGUCCAUGAAGGAGCACCUGGACUCACUGUUUGACAAUAACUCGUGGGCGCUGAUGACUCGGAACUCAUCCCCACCCUGGCCCACGGAGCCCGACCCCCAGAACCUGUGGUUGGAAUGGUGCCACCCACGGCUCACCGCCUUUGGGACCCUUGCCUUCUUCCUGGUUAUGAAGUUCUGGAUGCUGAUUCUGGCCACCACAAUCCCCAUGCCAGCUGGGUACUUCAUGCCCAUAUUCAUCUUUGGAGCUGCCACGGGGCGCCUCAUAGGGGAGGCUGUCUCUGUUGCCUUCCCUGAGGGCAUUGUGUCUGGAGGCACCACCAGCCCCAUCAUGCCCGGGGGCUACGCCCUAGCAGCUCUGUCCCCUGCAGGGGCAGCGGCCUUCUCCGGGGCUGUUACCCACACCAUCUCCACGGCGCUGCUGGCCUUUGAGCUGACUGGCCAGAUUGUACACGCACUGCCUGUGCUCAUGGCCGUGCUGGCGGCCAAUGCCAUCGCUCAGAGCUGCCAGCCCUCCUUUUAUGAUGGCACCAUCAUUGUCAAGAAGCUGCCGUACCUUCCAUGGAUCCGGGGCCGGAGCAUCAGCUCUCACCGGGUGAUUGUGGAGCACUUCAUGAAUUGUACCAUCACCACGCUGGCCAAGGACACACCGCUGGAGGAGGUGGUCAAGGUCGUGACCUCCACAGACAUGGCCGAGUACCCCCUGGUGGAGAGCACAGAAUCGCAGAUAUUCGUGGGCACUGUGCAAAGAGCACACCUGGUGCAGGCGCUCCAGGCUGAGCCAUCUUCUUGGGCUCCAGGACACCAGCGGUGUCUCCGGGACAUCUUGUCUGGGGGCUGCCCCAUGGAGCCAGUGACCCUGCAGCUGUCCCCAGAGACAUCCCUGCACCAGGCACACAACGUCUUCGAGCUGUUGAAACUCCAGUCCCUCUUCGUGACAUCUCAGGGCAGAGCUGUGGGCUCUAUGUCUUGGGUGGAGCUGAAGAAAGCAAUUUCCAACCUUACAAACCCACCAGCUCCAAAGUGAGCCAGCCUGGCAAGAUGCAACAGGCCACCUCAGCUGCCGUGGUAAAGAAGACUGGCAGAGACCCUGCCUCUCUCCCCCCAUCACAAUAUACCCCUCCCGUCCAGCCCCACGCACUCCUCGGCCGGCAAAGCAGGCAGCUCUGACCCAGCACCGAAGAGUGUCCCAUCCUCACCCUGUCCCACCCUGGGUGCUACAUGCCUUGGGGGAAGGACCCCACCCUGGACAGAGCUCAGUGUGCGACAGGAGGUAACAGUGGUGCUCAAUGAAGGUUCACUGAAUUCACAAGAGAUUGGCGUAUGCUGUCACCAAGGGCAGGCACAGAUGCCUCUGGGAGUUGUAUAGCUCCCAACCAGAGGCUCUUGAGAAAAAUAAAGCUGUUUGCCAGAGCUGCAAUCCAUCUCA
Molecule: messenger RNA, 2559 nt
Organism: Manis javanica (Malayan pangolin)
Lineage: Eukaryota; Metazoa; Chordata; Mammalia; Pholidota; Manidae
Product: chloride channel protein ClC-Ka
Biological process (GO): transmembrane transport; chloride transport
Cellular component (GO): plasma membrane
Molecular function (GO): voltage-gated chloride channel activity
Source: RefSeq, a predicted model, not a curated record